AUGUUGGAAAGGUUACAGCUUAGGCAAUCUGGGACAUCAACCAACUUAACAGAGCGGUUAUGGCCUUUCCUGGUAGUUGCAUCUCAAACAUUCGGGCUACUAGCGUUUAUUCUAUUAACGAUAUGGGUAACCAAAUUCCUUGGUGGGAUGUUAUGGGAUGGAGGUGCAAAAGAAUUUAACGUUCAUCCAUAUUGUAUGGUUAUUAGUAUGAUUCUCUUGAACGGCGAAGCCAUAAGCUUUUUCCGAAUUUUCCGCCACAGCUCCAAAAAUACAGUAAAAUUAGCCCAUGCAUCAAUUCAACUUGUCGCUUUCACGCUUGCCACUGUUGGAUUAUCUGCUGUUUUUCAAUUUCACGACAAUAAGGGCUACCCUAACGCUUACAGUAUGCAUAGUUGGUGCGGUUUAUUAACAGUGUCCUUGUUUGGUCUUCAGUACGUUUUUGGACUAGUAUUUUUUGUCUUGCGUUUCUUUCAUGAGAACCUUAGACAAGAUUACCUCAAGUUGCACCAGUUUUUUGGUAAAAUAAUAUUUGCAAUGGCGAUUGCAACCUCACUUAUCGGAAUUGAUGAAGAAUUAACAUUUGCAGGGAAAUAUGGUCAAUUACCACCUGUGGCUAGUCUUGGCAAUGUUCUUGGCUUGGUACUCAUUAUUUUCGGCAUUAUUGUAGCCUAUAUUAUAACUCAUACCGAAUUUGAACGACCACCAAGUGACGAUGAGUUUAAAGCCAUAUCUGAAACGGAAAAUGAUUAG
This is a messenger RNA of Trichoplax adhaerens, 750 nucleotides long. RefSeq lists its product as uncharacterized. The record is from RefSeq and is a predicted model, not a curated record. The transcript is spliced from 4 exons. The coding region runs from base 1 to 750 and encodes 249 amino acids. NCBI's taxonomy places the organism in Eukaryota, Metazoa, Placozoa, Uniplacotomia, Trichoplacea, Trichoplacidae. Gene Ontology annotation, molecular function: oxidoreductase activity.